AUGCGUCUGUUCCCCCGCCGCCGGACGUCCAUUCUGAAAUUGGCUGUCCUCGGAGGGGCCAUCUUCAUGGUGGUUAUGCUGGUGCUCCAGAAGGAUCCUGAUGUCUCUUUACCCAAUGACCCAAGGAUUUGGAUGCAGGCGGGAGGUGGGGAGAAAGUGAUGGUCAUGGUCCGUGAGGCCGUCAAAAACUUUGGCUUUCAGAUGCCAAAUCCAGAGGAAACCAAGAUUUGCGACCCUGGUUUCUACAGCAAGGCUGAGCUCAAGCCUCACCUGGAGAGACCCCCUCAAGAUCCCAAAGCGCCCGGCGCCAAUGGUGAAGGCUUCGAAAAAAGCAAUAUGUCUCCCGAGGAGAUCAAGGAAAAGGAUGCAGGCAUGACCAAACAUUGCUUCAACCUGUUUGCCAGCGAUCGCAUCUCGCUUAGCCGUAGCCUCGGCGACGACACUCGGCCUCCAGAGUGUGUGGCCCAGAGGUUUCCCCGAUGUCCUCCCCUGCCGGACACCAGCGUGAUCAUCGUGUUCCACAAUGAGGCCUGGUCAACAUUGCUCCGGACAGUGUACAGCGUCCUGCAUACAUCACCUGCCGCUCUUCUUAAAGAAAUUAUCCUUGUGGAUGACGCCAGCACUGAAGCUUACCUGCAGAACCAACUGGUGGAGUUUGUCCGUGAGUUUAAAAUUGUCCGUGUGAUGAGACAGCAGGAAAGGAAGGGACUGGUCCCGGCCCGACUGCUGGGCGCCAGCGUCGCACAAGGCCAAGUGCUCACCUUCCUCGAUGCACACUGUGAAUGUUUCCACGGUUGGCUGGAGCCUCUGCUGAGCCGCAUUGUGGAAGAACCCACGGCAGUGGUCAGUCCACACAUCACCUCCAUCAACCUCGACACAUUCAAAUUCCAAAAGCCCGUGCCCAACCAACAUUACAGCACCCGAGGAAACUUUGACUGGUCAAUGACUUUUGGAUGGGAGAGCAUCCCCUCCGACAUAUUUGCGAAGCGCAAGAAUGAAACUCAUCCUAUUAAAACUCCCACUUUUGCUGGAGGUCUGUUUUCCAUAUCAAAAAGCUACUUUGAACAUAUUGGAACAUAUGAUGCUGAGAUGGAGAUUUGGGGUGGCGAGAACGUGGAGAUGUCUUUCCGGGUGUGGCAGUGCGGCGGUCAGCUGGAAAUCCUUCCUUGCUCGGUGGUGGGCCACGUCUUUCGCACCAAGAGUCCGCACACCUUCCCCAAAGGCACCGAGGUCAUCACUCGCAACCAAGUGCGCCUGGCCGAGGUCUGGCUGGAUAACUACAAGCAUGUCUUCUAUCGGCGAAACAAAAGGGCCGGCACCAUCGCCAGUGAGCACUCGUACGGAGACAUCUCCAGUCGUCUGGAACUAAGAGACAGACUACAGUGCAAGAACUUCUCUUGGUACCUGGACACCAUCUACCCAGAAUUGUUUGUUCCCAAACCACCAGAAAAAUAUGGAGCAAUAAGGAACGGUGGCUCUAAAAAGUGCCUGGACAUUGGUGAAAAGAACAAAGGAGGGAAACCUCUGAUAAUGUACCAUUGUCACAACCAGGGUGGCAACCAGUACUUUGAGUAUACGUCAGACAAUGAGCUUCGUCAUAACAUCGGCAAAGAGCUGUGUCUUCAGGCGAAGCACUCCCCCGAGCCGGUGUCUGUAGAGCCAUGCGAGCUAAAGGGGAGGGGCUCUAAACCUUCACCACACCAGCAGUGGGUCUUCGUGCAGGGGGUGCUUUUGAAGAAUCCCAUCAGUGGAAAAUGUUUAAUGUUGAAAGGAGACAACAUUAUAUUGGACAAGUGUAAUGUUGUGGACCCUUUUCAGCACUGGACCUUCACCUGA
Messenger RNA from Nerophis lumbriciformis (worm pipefish), 1836 nucleotides. Lineage: Eukaryota; Metazoa; Chordata; Actinopteri; Syngnathiformes; Syngnathidae. The record is from RefSeq and is a predicted model, not a curated record.